CAAAAACAAUAUCAGUAAUGUCUUGGUAAAGGGUUCUCGCAAAAGAUUCUGGACAACCCCUAGAAUCCAAUGCUCUGCUUGCCAUUACAUGUUGUUACAUAGUCAUAUCUGGCCCCCCUCUUCCCUCACUCUCUCGCACGCGCGCACUUUUCAAAACCCUUUUUAUCCUUUCCACCGCAAAACAAAUCGAAGAAAACAAGCACAACACUCUCUCUCAAUCUUCUUCGCAUCCCGUUUAAAGGGUUGCUCUCUCUCUUUUUUCUUUUUUGUUUUUUUUUGCUGCUAAUAAUAAUGGAUGGUCAAAGGAAUGACCAUGGCAAAAGAUCACAGCAUUCACAAUCUGAUUAUGGUGGGGGUAAAAGAAGAAACCCUGGAGACGACCCUUCUGACCAGCAUACUGUUACCAAUGAAGAUACGGUCUAUCGUUAUUUAUGUCCUUUAAGAAAGAUUGGUAGUAUUAUUGGUAAAGGUGGAGAGAUUGCUAAGCAAUUAAGGGCGGAUAGUAAGUCAAAUAUUAGGAUCAGUGAGGCAAUGCCGGGUUAUGAUGAGCGAGUUGUUACUAUUUUUAGUUCCAGUGACGAAACUAAUCUUUUUGAAGAUACUGGUGAGUAUGUUUGUCCUGCUCAAGAUGCGCUUUUUAUGGUUCACGAUAGGGUUAUUGCCGAGGACUUGAAUAAUGCUGCUGCUGCUGAGGAGGAGGAGGAGGAUAGGUUUGGGGAGGUGCAGCAAGUUACUGUGAGAAUGCUUGUGCCCACGGAUCAAAUUGGUUGUGUUAUUGGGAAAGGUGGACAAGUUAUUCAGAAUAUAAGGAGUGAGACUCGUGCGCAGAUUCGGAUUACCAAGGAUGAGCAUUUACCUCCUUUGGCUCUGAGUACUGAUGAGCUUCUCCUGAUACAUGGAGAACCUUCUGUUGUGAGAAAGGCACUUUACCAAGUGGCAACACGGCUUCAUGAGAAUCCAUCUCGGUCACAGCACUUGCUAUUGUCUUCUUCAGCCAACACAUAUCAAUCUGGUGGCAUGUUUGUCACUGCAAAUGCUGGAGCCCCUCUUUUGGGUCUAUAUGGCAAUUAUAAAGGUAGUUGGUCAUCAUCCUUUUACCCGGACCAGAGAGAUGAAGCUUCUGCAAAAGAUUUUUCUCUUCGUUUAGUUUGUCCCAUUGCAAACAUCGGAGGUGUGAUUGGGAAAGGUGGCGGAAUCAUCAAACAAAUUCGACAGGAAUCCAGGGCUUCUAUUAAAGUUGAUAGCUCAGGGGCUGAAGGAAAUGAUUGCAUAAUAUUUAUAUCAGCAAAGGAGUUCUUUGAAGAUCAAUCUCCAACCAUGAAUGCAGCACUGCGCAUGCAACCACGAUGCAGUGAAAAAACUGAAAAGGAAUCAGGUGAUUCUGUAAUCACCACCCGUCUGCUUGUGGGAAGAUCACAAAUUGGAUGUCUUAUGGGGAAAGGUGGGGCAAUUAUUUCAGAAAUGAGGAAUCUAACAAGGGCAAACAUCCGGAUUAUUUCCGAAGACAAUCUUCCCAAGGUUGCUGGUGAAGAUGAUGAGAUGGUGCAGAUCACCGGAAGCCUUGAAGUUGCUAGUAAUGCUCUUUUACAAGUGAUUUUAAGGUUGAAAGCCAAUAUAUUUGGAAGAGACGGAGCACUAACUACAUUUCCACCAGCUCUUCCGUACAUUCCUGUGUCACUAGAUACAUCAGAUGGUCCAAAAUAUGGGAGCCGAGACAGACAAUCACGUGGGCGCGGAUACUCUUCUUCAUCUAGUGGAUAUGGUUCUCAUGAUGUGAACCCAAGUGAUAAUUAUGGAAGUAAUGGAGGUCCGCUGAUUGGUGGUGAAGGCAGUUAUGGAGCAUACGGUGGCUUCUCAUCUGGUCGUUCUAGUGGUGCUGGGUUAUCUGGUAAGAACCCUGUUUCCCAAAGAAAAAAACAUGGGUAUUAGUCCUGUAUUCUAUUCCAGGGCCAACAGGUAGAUAAUUUCUCCAUCCUCUACUUGCUUAUCCUUAUGAUUCAAUAAGUAUGCUGGUUUCUGUUUUCUUUGCAAUUGAAGAGGACAUUACUACACAUUGAUGUCUAACCCGGCCAUCCUAGUUUUAGAAUUCUAAUUCACCUUUUUGCCUCUGUUGCCUUCCCUGUACAAUCUAAACAGCAGUGAUCUACAAAUCCUGAUGCCGCCCUUUGCCCUUUGACGAAGCCUUCAGCCUAAGUCAUAAAAGAUCAGAUGAACAGGCUUUGACAAAACUAUGCUUCACCUUAUCCCACCUUCAGAUGCUUUAUUUUGGAUAUCUGUUGAUGUAAUUCACCAUUCAAUCAUUUGUGAACCUUGACACCAGUAACUAGCAAAGCUUAUAUAUCUUGCUCCAGAUGUUACAUGCCAUCAGCAUGCUUAUCUGCAAUGAUGAUAUGAUGUAUUUCUAUGUAAAAGAUUUGUGAUUGGCACUCGUGUAUUUUUGUCAUUAAUAUAACGAGGGAGAUUUUUAUAACUGAAUUCUGAAAGCAUAUGGUUGUAUUGGUUUUUAAUCUGUGGGUUUACAGAUCAUGGCAAGGUCUUGGAAAACUUUAGGUUGCUGUAAUUUGGAUUUUACCAUAUCAGUCUUGGCGAAGACAUUCUUUUAUUUCAAUUUUCUUUUCUUUUCUUUUCUUUUUUUUAAUUUGCAUUUGUAAUUUCUUUGUGGCCAAUGGUUUGCCAUUACCUUUAUGCAGAGAGGGAACUUUUGGAUUUCUUCUAUUUAUUCAAAAAUUGAUUUCUUCUUUAAUAUUUUGCAUCUCUAUUUUUCAUGUCAAUUGGUAGGCUGGAAAUACUGAUAUGAAAAUGUUCUAAUAUUUCAAAUUGCUUUCAAGGCACAUCUCUUGAUGGUCUGUGUUCAGGUUUGUUUCAUAAGCUGUGGGAAAUCACAAUUAGUUUAGCUGGGAGGUAGUUGCACACAUCCCUCUUCUAGCUGAUUCACAAAUUGCUGGCAUGGUGAAGGUGAAAUCAGCUUGAGGGGUAGGCAUAUUCUAUACAUUGCAUCUUAGUGUUCAUGGCCAUUAGCCUUGGAUGGAUGUGUUGAAGUCCUUUGUGCAAUUAAUGUGGCAGGUUUGAUGCAUCAACUAUUUUCAUUUGCAUCACCAGCAGGUAUGUUUCUUUGCUCCUGGUUUUCAGUAAGCAGGAUGUUUGUACAGGUCAUGACCUGGCUGCCUUAUUGGUAAUUAGUUAGCUGGUUGCUGUUGUAUAACAAUGCAAGAACACAAAGAAAGUCAGGCAUGAUAUCAUUGUCUGUUUGAUGCCCAGCAAUUUAAAAUUGGUUAAGUAGGUUUUCCCAAUACUAAUAAAACUAGAUGCUAUUUCCACGUUCUUUUAUGGCACUGGUAUUCAAUCUCAUCUCGUCUAUGGAGACAGACUCAAGAAACAAGUGAGAUUGCCUUAUUUUUGGAUGUGUUCACUGGUAUGGUUACCGUGUUGAGCGAUCAUCACUUUUGAACAUAGAAAUCCACUAAAUUAUGUAUGUAUACCUGUUUUUUCUGGUAUAGUUAUAUACCUAUGUUUUCAUUAUGCCUCGUUUCUUAAUUUUCUUGUGGAAGCACUCUCAUCGAACUUUGAUUUGUUGUUUUAUAUAAUGUUUCAGCAUAGUAGAUGGUAUCUGAUUCUUGGUUGUUCUACUUUCUUACCUCUCCAAUGCAGUUAAAUAUGAGUGUGCAUGUGGGAUUCUUGAUGUGGCUGGGACUAUUGGAGUCAAAUUUGAGUAAUCGAUUUGAUAGUGCAGUGCAUUCAAUUAUCUGGAAAACUAAUGUGUAGUAAUUAAUUUGUGUUUUGCUUAUAUUGUGAAGGGUGAAGAAUGCUUUCUGCUGCCGAACUCCUGAAUAGUUUCUCUUCUUUAAUGGCCUGUAAUAUCUUUUAGAGGUAGGAUUUUGUCAUGAAUAAGAUUUUUGUAUUAGCUGA
Molecule: messenger RNA, 3906 nt
Organism: Populus nigra (black poplar)
Lineage: Eukaryota; Viridiplantae; Streptophyta; Magnoliopsida; Malpighiales; Salicaceae
Product: KH domain-containing protein At4g18375-like
Exons: 7
Coding region: 292-1929 (545 amino acids)
Biological process (GO): regulation of gene expression
Cellular component (GO): cytoplasm; nucleus
Molecular function (GO): mRNA binding
Source: RefSeq, a predicted model, not a curated record